Porites lobata is the source of this 1508-nucleotide messenger RNA. NCBI's taxonomy places the organism in Eukaryota, Metazoa, Cnidaria, Anthozoa, Scleractinia, Poritidae. The record is from the annotation of a GenBank genome assembly.
AUGACCUACAAGGUUUAUAUGUCAGGCACGGUCAAUGGACACUACUUUGAGGUUCAAGGCGAUGGAAAAGGAAAGCCUUACGAGUAAUUUUCUGUUUAAUAGAUGUUAUAUAUUUUUCAUACUUGUUCGAUAUAAUGUUGGUUUCCGUUCAAUGCAUGAAGCGUUUUCGCAGCUUACCCUUGAUUGCUUUUAAAAUUCCAUGACACUUUGGGAGGGGAUGGGGCAGACGAAGCAGAAUUACGAUAGAACAAGUGAGCAGCAAAGUGUUACCAGCGUUAUCUUUCAUGGACAUUUGUUUAAAUUUUUCAUAUGUGAACCAAAUUGAUAGAAUGCAAACCGCAGACGUAUUUCCUACCAAAUUGAACGCUAUCAUGCAAAGUUAACCUUUACGUUAAUGUAAUAAAAUAGAUAACGAUCAAUUGGUAUCACAUCCACAAAGUGGUUUCUUGUCUACCACCCCCGAAGGAAUUGAUAUUUGAAAAUGCUUUUUUCAGAAAAGGGGGAAACAAGCCAGAGAACUAGGAGGAAAUCCUGUGAGAGUAAGAAUUAUACACCUUUUAACAAGACCCAUCGAGCAUCGUUUAACCGGCCUUUUUUAAUCAAUAAGGCACCAUAAUAUAAAAAAGUGUCUCAUUUGCAGUGCCAACUCUUCUCUUUAAGGGGCGAGCAGACUGUAAAGCUCACUGUCACCAAGGGCGGACCUCUGCCGUUUGCUUGGGAUAUUUUAUCACCACAGAGUCAAUUCGGAAGCAUACCAUUCACCAAGUACUCUGAAGACAUCCCUGACUAUGUAAAGCAGUCAUUCCCUGAGGGAUAUCCAUGGGAAAGGAUCAUGAACCAGGGGCACCCAACGAGAAUAUAGUUCAAGACCACUUAAACAAAGGAUACUGUUGAAAGUAUUUUAGUAUUUAAACGGUAGAUAUAGGCAUAUUUUUAUCCCCUAAAAUUUUUCAUCUGUUCUGGUUGCCUAGCUGAAAGUCUAGUGAUCCGAAAAUUAUAGGGAUCAAAACUUACCUUCUGGAAAAUUUCAGCGAGAAAAAAGGCUCCCUAAAAUUCUAGUACUGUCAGCAAUGAUUCAAGGUACAUUGAAAACAUAGUUAACUGAAUUAAUAACCAAUCGAUUUUUCGCUAAACGCAGAAUGUCAGUACAAGAGUGUUUUCCUCCCCUUAGAAUAGACUAACAUUUUCGCUAAUAAAUGUCAGUAGAUCAGUCUCCGUUUGUCUUCUUUAGAAAUGGCAAAUGACACACUAGGCGGCGGCGAAUUGCUCACACGCUGUAGAGUAUCAUGAUGAAAAACAUCCACAACCAUUCCUUUGCAUUUUGUUAAUUUUUUUUCACCUCUUCUUUAAAAGCAUCAAAGGCAACUGUUUCGUGUAAGUUCACCGGUUUGAACUUUCCUCCCAAUGGACCCGUUUUGCAAAAGAUGACACAGGGCUGGGAACCCAACACUGAGCGUCUUUAUGCACGAGAUGGAAUGCUGAUAGGAAACAACUUUAAAUGGCUCUGA